Molecule: messenger RNA, 4953 nt
Organism: Eucalyptus grandis
Lineage: Eukaryota; Viridiplantae; Streptophyta; Magnoliopsida; Myrtales; Myrtaceae
Product: pentatricopeptide repeat-containing protein At3g49740
Exons: 5
Coding region: 361-2547 (728 amino acids)
Biological process (GO): RNA modification
Molecular function (GO): RNA binding; protein binding
Source: RefSeq, a predicted model, not a curated record
UCGCGCGCAGGGCUAAAAUGGAGAGCCUUGCAACGUUGGCAGCUCAACGACCGAAUUGCCCGGUUUGCUCCAUACCGCCAUGGCCAUGCUCUCGAGUCCUCAUCGUUCUUCCCUGAGAAGAGACCCCUCCCUCCAAAAUCUCUCAGGGUCAGUUCUGCUUGCAGCUGCAGAAGCAAUGCCCCCCUCAACAACCGGCUUCUCUAUUAACGUGCAACGCUAACGCUACAUUAUGUGAUACUUACAGGUACCUCUCUCACACCUGUUUGUUGCGGUUGAUGUUGGGUUUCUUUCUCUCUCUUGUAAGGGCCCUUGGAGAUUGACGUUGAGAAGCACGGAGGGUUAUUGGUUUCGCACCAGCUGAUGAAAGUUCCAUUCGUCUGUGCAAAUACAGUAGAAAGCACAGCCAAACAACUCUAUAGGCUCAACACUUCGCUCGCGAAGCUAACUCGCUCCAACCUCUACACAGAAUGUCUCCAACUGUUUGUCCAAAUCCGUGAGAGUUGUUACUUGAAGCCGGACCACUACACUCUCUCCAGCACCAUCACUGCUUGUGCCAAUUCUCGCAACGCCGUGUUUGGCGAGCAGCUUCACGCUCACGCUAUUCGGGCCGGCUUCAAAGCUUACCCACACGUCGCCAACACCCUUCUUUUGCUCUAUGCGAAAGUGGAAGAUGUGGGUUCGGUGAAAAAGGUGUUUGGGGAAAUUGAGAACCCAGAUGUGUACUCAUGGACGACAGUGAUGUCGGCUUGUAUGAAGCUAGGGGAAGUUGACUAUGCCUGUGAGGCGUUUGAUGAAAUGCCUGACAGGAAUGUGGCAGUUUGGAAUGCCGUUAUUACUGGGUGUGCAGAUAGUGGGCAUGAAGAGAUUGCCUUUGCCAAGUUCAGGGAAAUGCAUGAGCUGGGUGUCAAGCAUGAUAAUUAUAGUUUCGCUUGUGUGCUGAGUUUGUGUUCUUUGGAGCUGCUUGAGUUCGGGAGGCAGGUGCAUUGUUUAGUUACUAAGACAGGAUUUCUGAUCAAGCCCUCAGUCAUAAAUUCCCUGCUUACAAUGUACUUCAACAGUGAAUGUGUUGGUGAUGCUUACAAAGUCUUUGAUGAUGCUGAAGUGCGUGAUGAAAUCACCAUUAAUGCAAUGAUAGAUGGUCUUGUGGGAAUAAGUAGAGAUGAGGAGGCUCUUUUGAUGUUCAGGGAAAUGCAAAGGUCUGGGCUUAGUCCUACUGAGCUCACCUAUGUAAGUCUCAUGAGUUCAUGUUCAUUCGAGAGAGGUGCUGCUCAACUACAUGUUCAAGCUAUCAAAAGAGGUCUUGAAUCUUGUACUGCAGUUAUUAAUGCUGCAAUUACCAUGUAUUCUCGCUGUGGCAUAUUGGAGGCAGCCAAGACGGUUUUUAAUAGAUUUGAUAAGAAGGAUCUUGUGUCUUGGAAUGCCAUGAUCUCCAGCUAUGCUCAAUUAAAUUUGGGUACAUCAGUGAUUUUGACCUUCCUACAAAUGCAAAGGCUUGGUUUUGAACCUGAUGAAUUUACCUUUGGAAGUUUGUUAACUAACUCCGAGUCAACAAAAAUAGUGGAGAUGAUUCAUGCCCUUUUAUACCAAAAGGGGCUCCUCUUGAAUAUUCAGGCUUCCAAUGCAUUAACAUUGGCAUAUUCUAAACAUGGAAAGAUGAUGCAUGCCUACCAAGUGUUUCGAGACAUAUCUUUGAAAAAUCUGAUCUCAUGGAAUACCCUGUUUUCUGGUUUGCUGUCAAAUGGUUUUCCAGUACAAGGCUUACGAUGCUUACCUGAGAUGUUUAUUUAUGAUCUUAAGCCAAAUGCAUAUACUCUCAGUAUUGCUCUGGCCAUGUGCGCUACCCUCUGUUCCUUGGGACAUGCAAAACAGAUUCAUUGCUACAUCAUCAGAAAUGCAUUUCUCUCAGAGGCUUCUUUGAGUAAUGGACUGAUUACAGUGUAUUCAAAAUGCGGAGUUCUGGACUCUUGCUUGAGAGUGUUUAAUAAGAUGCCUGAGAGAGACACGAUAUCAUGGAAUGCCCUUAUCUCUGCUUUUGCUCAGCAUGGGAAAGGGAAGGAAGCAGUGAAUUAUUUUGAGGCAAUGCGAAAUGAGUCCAAGUGUAAACCAGAUCUAGCCACUUUUACAGCAUUAUUAUCUGCUUGCAGUCAUUCUGGUCUGGUUAAUGAUGGUGCUCGCAUAUUUGACUUAAUGUUAAAUACGUUUGGCCUUAAACCUCAAGAGGACCAGUUCUCAUGUAUGCUUGACCUUCUUGGUCGAGCUGGAUAUCUCGAUGAGGCUGAAACAGUAAUAAAUAGUCAGCACUUUCAAGCAAAUUCUGGCUCAUUAUGGACAUUGUUCAGUGCUUGUGCAUCUCAUAACAAUUUAAGGCUUGGAAGAGUUGUUGCUGAGUUGAUUCUAAAAAACGAGCCAGACAAUCCGUCGGUUUACGUGCUUUUGUCAAAUAUAUAUGCAACUGCAGGUCAAUGGGAUGAGGCAGCAAAUGUGAGGAAGAUGUUGAAGAGCUAUGGGGUUACAAAGCAACGUGGUUGCAGCUGGAUCAGAUGUUAAUCCCUUUGAACAGUAGAUAUACAUUAUUCUGAUAUUGGAAACAUUAAAGACUUGAGAAACGGGACGUUAAGUGAGAGAUGAUCUGUUGCUAGAGCUGCAGCCUUUCAGAUACAUAUCAUCUGGUUGUUACACUAUUGACUGAAGAUCAAUUCUUUUCCACUACAGAAGAUAUUUCCGGUUAUUAGACGACAACAUUCGCUGCUGUGCACCCUACUAAUUUGCAACGCUGCUGCUAUGGAGUUGCCAGCACUGCCUGUCUUUCUUGAUAGUUCUGUAACAGCUUGGGGAGCUAUUCUUAUUUCAAUGACCUUGAUACUUUUGUUUGGCAAGGUAUGUUCUCAUUCUUGGUAGCUUAUUUUAUGUUUGCAUUAAUGAGCAUGAGCCUCAUCUAGGAAUGUGAUCUUUACUGCUCAUUAUAGUGAAACUUUGGUACGGUGCACCUUGAUAGGGAAUUACUAGAGUUUAUUCCUCAAAAGUAUGUAUCACUUACUUGUCACUUGUCACACUUGGAAAAUUCCUAUUAUGUUACUGAUCAUGGUGGGUUUUCUUUAGGUAUAGAUUCCAGUGUAGUAAAUAAAGUGAUUAAAAUUAUUCGGCUUUAAUAGAGAAGGUAGCGAAGGAUAGUGGAGCAGAAAUACUCGGUUCAACUUAAUAUACUCUGUGUUGUUAGUACUGUUGCAUUGGGCAGCUGGGAUUGGGCUUCCUUUAAUCUUAUUCGGUGUACGUUCAAAUUUGAAUGUACCUGUCACUCCGUCACAGAUUUUACCCAAGCACUGUAUUCUAGGUAUGGUCUGGCAAUUGGUGCAGAGUGGCAUUAGUACUCCAUGUUCUUGUCUUCAUCUGUUUUCAUGUUGCAUAUCCCAUAAGCAAGGUGAGAUUUUAUAUCACAAGAAUUAGCUAAAUCCACUAAUGCAGUUUUUAGGCUAACUGAGUGGGCUUUGAUGCAUCAGGCAGGAAAAAGUGGCGAAGAUACACGCAAUGAGAGAACUAUAAUCGCAGGAGCACUUGAACUCACUGAGGAGACUGCAAGAGUUGCGAUUAUUCCUAUAUCUGAAUUUUUUGCAUAGAUAUUAGUGCCAAACUUCACAGGUAGCAUGAACUUUUUUCAAUUAUACAAUAUAACAUGGCAUUUGUCUCACCUAUUUAGGGGAGGCAUUACUUGGUGUUAGUUGCAAUGGUCAGGGAUUUGCUUGAGUUGAUUUCGGAAAAACGGUCACAGAAGAAAUCCAUUAAAAUAUGAGUAACCAGGAAAUAAACUGGUUUUAUAUUGGUAAUUUCCCGUUAAUCUUGUGAUAAAUAUGAUGUGUACAGCACCACUUAGACAUGUCCUUUUAAAAUGGAUAUGUAACUGAACCCUGGAUUUCUCUUGUGUCACGUUAAACUAAUCAAUUUACACAGUCACUUGGUCGGCUACUCAUCCAAGCCACUGCUUCAACCGCACAGCUGAUGAACUUGCCCAUUGGACUCCCAGAGAGCCUUUUUUGUUCUUGAUGAUUUACUUCCUCCAAUUGCAUUGUUUAUUUCAAAAGGACAGCCUUGCAGCUAGCAUCAUUGUAUGAGUUCUGCUUCAGUUUACCUGCACUAUUAAAAGGAGCGGGGAAAUCAAUAGUCAGAUCAGUUAAAUGAUACUGACCUAUCUGCAAACUAUUCCCUAAUUGGCUCCAUAUUCGACUUGCAGGUGAAGACCUUACUAGCUAUUCAUUCGGGAGAUGAAGUGUUAGUGAAGAAUGUCACCAUCUGAGUUAUCCCAAGGCAAGGUUGAGGGCUUGGCUUGCAGUUGUAGUGGUGGAUGUGUUGCUAGAUGCUGAUGAAGUUUCUGUCCUGGGACAGCUGUGGUUGGAUCACCAGUAGGAAGCAUCACUUACUGCAGUAGAAGGUCACUAAUCACAAUAUGAAGAGCCUGGCUAUGCUGCCCUUCAUUUCGAGGCAAGUUGUUCGAAGAGUGAAUGCUGUUUAUUACUCGGCCGUGUUGAGUGCAAUGGCCAUGAGAGACACUGAAGAGCCAGUCGCAGUCCGUAUGGGCUGUGUCUUAUAUUAUCCAAAACAUCAGUUAAUCCAUGUCGAAUGGUUAACACUCGAUAGAGGUGUGUGGAUGUCUAUGGUGAGAGAUUGCUUCAAGUGGCUUGUAAGGUUGGGCUGGUUGGCUAUUCGUGUUAACUGUGUCCUUGUACUUCAGGUCAAUUUGAGUUAGCAACAGCUUUGACAUAAUUACUUUGACUAAACACUCGAAUGAUCGAUGUAACUAUGACAAGUGUGCUACAUGGUGCCAUUUAAGUUUUGUGUUCUUUUCUGUGUUUUCCUAGUGUUCCAAUCUCCGUAACAGGUUAUGUAACAUUUCCGUCUUAACCGAAGGUCGGAAUCAUGCCACAUCUCAUAUAUAGUACUAGCUAUUGAGUUGUAGGUUUU